Coccinella septempunctata (seven-spotted ladybird) is the source of this 612-nucleotide messenger RNA. Its product is annotated as lysozyme C-1-like. The record is from RefSeq and is a predicted model, not a curated record. The transcript has 2 exons. NCBI's taxonomy places the organism in Eukaryota, Metazoa, Arthropoda, Insecta, Coleoptera, Coccinellidae. Bases 43 to 474 code for a protein of 143 amino acids.
CAUGAAUAGAAUAGUAGCAGUUUAGGUGAAAGUCGUGAAAACAUGAAGAAUCAAGCUAUAUUAAUUUUUCUCUUGUCUGUUCUGUGGAACCAAACAGAGUCAAAAAUUUUCGAAAAAUGCGAGUUUGUCAAGAAAUUACGGGACUUGAAAGUUCCAGACAAUCAACUAGCGACCUGGACCUGCAUAGCAAACUAUGAAUCGCAUUUCGAUACGAAAGCAGUAAAUUCAAAUACAGGAGACUAUGGUAUACUCCAAAUAAGCCAUUUAUACUGGUGUUCUGACAGUAAUACGCCUGGUGGUGAUUGCCACACUACAUGCAGCCAAUUUUUGAAUGAUGACAUCAAUGACGAUGUUACCUGUGCAAGACAUAUUUUUGAUGUCACACAGAAGCAGUCUGGAAAUGGUUUCUCAGCUUGGACAACGUAUAAUCAAUAUUGCAAAGGGGAUGUUAAUAGCUUCACUUCGGGCUGUUGAAUAUUUCCAACAGAUCUUUUUCCAUUCGGUAGGAUUAAAAUAAUAAGAAACAGAAAAUAUUUGAAAAAUUUAUCACUAACUCUGUAAGAUCUUUGUAGAUACUUUUUAUGAAAACAAAGAAACGAAAAUGCACAACAA